CCGCCGCACGGCAAGUGCAAGCGAGCUGACGUGCUGUUGAUCUCGCUCAUCAACUCUCAACAAAGCUCCAGCAGACACACGACGAUGGCCACACUGUCGACGACCCAUUUCCACAACCAGGAACAUGGGCGCGUCGGAGUCCUCCGCCGCCCAGACUGAAGGUCACUUCGACGGCCGACCGGCGACCUUCUUCUACAAACCCGAAGACAGCGACGAAGAGGGCGGACUCGGUUACGUUGAAGGCUACAAAGUCUAUCCUACCUCUCAAUGGACUAAAAUCUCCUCCAGAGACAUCAUCGCCUGCGUUCCGAAGCAAGGCGGCGCUGAUGGCGAUCACCAUUUCAUCUACGUAGAACAGAAUCCAGGCACAGCGCAGGAUUCCAAGGCAUCGCCCGUCCUUUUCAGAUAUGCGACGCUCAACAAUCCGCCUCAGCCGCUCGUAAAAGACUUCGUGGCCCCUGCCAAUGGCGCCAAUUGCUGGGAGUUCCGUCAAGACCGUGGUGAUUUGCAGCCCCAUUUUCACAUCAUUGUGUCGACUGGCUCGGGCACUGGUCUGGCUCCGGACGUCUGGAAGCAGCUUGUGAAACCAGCUGUCGACCUAUUAAGCGUGGUAGAAGGCAAAGACUAUGUGCUGCAUCAUACAACCUCGGAGAAUAGCGUGUCCGACCUGACCCGAGAUGUGCUCCUGCCUAACGCAAACCUUGGGGUCAGUCAGGGGAUCUUACUCAUGAGCGGAGACGGCGGCGUUGUCGACAUUGUCAAUACGUUGCUUUCUAGUCAGCGGAGCGAGAAGUACAAGAAGCCUAACAUCUCACUUCUACCUCUUGGCACCGGAAACGCGCUGGCGAACAGUGCUGGUCUUGUACGAGAUAACACUCUGGGUAUCAAGGCAUGGUUCCGCGGCGGCAUGAAAGAGCUACCUCUGUUCCGCGCAAGCUUCUCGCCUGGCUCCCGACUGUUAUUCGAUGAAGCUCGCCAGGAUCGUCCACUCCAUGUGGAAGACGGCACCGCAGUGGCUUAUGGAUCAGUAGUCGCCUCGUGGGGUCUGCACGCCGGUCUUGUUGCCGAUAGUGAUACGACCGAGUUCCGCAAAUUUGGUGUCGAACGCUUUAAGAUGGCCGCAAAAGAAGCCCUAGCACCCAGCGACGGAUCUCCGCCUCACAUAUACCAGGCCAAUGUCUCCAUACAGCGUCCCGGCCAACCCGAAUGGCACCCUGUUCGUAGCGGUGAGCACGCGUACGUCCUUGCUACUUUAUGCAAUCAGCUUGAGAAGGGCUUCACGAUCAGUCCGGCUUCGGCACCGCUAGAUGGCAAGCUGCGACUCGUCCACUUCGGUCCCACGAGCGGUGAAGACGCAAUGGCAAUCAUGAGCAAGGCAUAUCAAGGCGGCCAGCAUGUGCAUGACGAGCGUGUCGGAUACGAAGAGAUCGAAGCUUUGCGAAUCGAAUUCAACGAAGACGAUGGUCGAUGGAGACGAGUAUGCAUUGAUGGCAAGAUCAUUCGAGUUGAAAAGAAUGGCUGGGUCGAAGUUCGCCGUGGGCAGAGAGGUGUGGUAGAUCUGAUUGUUGACGAGGCGUGACGCAGGCGUUUCAUUCGAAAACAAAUCUGGCGUAUGCUUUCUGGCCCGCAUCCCACGUGGCUCUGUCUGCGUUGCGCAACGCACUUUCGAAGUCAACCGGCUCCUGCACCGAAAACAAUCAUCACUCCGAGCAUUAUACAUGCAAAGCACAGCACUGCCAGCACGCCGGAAAGCAUGGUACAGCGGUAAGGCUGAGUCGUCAAGUGCAGUCUCCAGCUCUCCACAAUCCAGCGCCACAAACACUAAAUGCAUCCGGAGCCAGUUCCAGACAAAUCACAACCAACGUGGCUUGCGGAGUCGCCUUUACACUGCAAGCCUCACACACCACAUCUACGAUACCAGAUCCGAUCUGGCAAAAGGACAACAUCAUCCCCCGCUAUAACCAAAUUCCAGCUCAGCCCUAUGACCAACACCUUACCCAAUUCGACCCUACUACCGCGCCACGUGCAAGCCAUGCUGUUCUAGCAUGCACCAGCUACCGCC
Molecule: messenger RNA, 2062 nt
Organism: Cercospora beticola
Lineage: Eukaryota; Fungi; Ascomycota; Dothideomycetes; Mycosphaerellales; Mycosphaerellaceae
Product: diacylglycerol/lipid kinase family protein
Biological process (GO): sphingosine biosynthetic process; phosphorylation
Cellular component (GO): cytoplasm; membrane; intracellular membrane-bounded organelle
Molecular function (GO): lipid kinase activity
Source: RefSeq, a predicted model, not a curated record